This is a messenger RNA of Raphanus sativus (radish), 804 nucleotides long. RefSeq lists its product as uncharacterized. The coding region runs from base 1 to 804 and encodes 267 amino acids. The transcript has a single exon. Gene Ontology annotation, molecular function: nucleic acid binding; RNA-DNA hybrid ribonuclease activity. The record is from RefSeq and is a predicted model, not a curated record. NCBI's taxonomy places the organism in Eukaryota, Viridiplantae, Streptophyta, Magnoliopsida, Brassicales, Brassicaceae.
AUGAUCUGGCGAGCGUCGGGGUUAGCAAACACUAUCAUUAACAACUCUACCACAACUCUUGAGGAGAAAAUUGAGGAAUGUAUCAGGUGCUGUUCUGCUUCAUCAUUAGCUCACUUACAAGACCAUCCUAUCUGGCUCUUAUGGAGGAUUUGGAAAAGCAGAAAUAUGCUCAUUUUUCGUAGGAAGGUUAUUCCUUGGAGAAUUGUACUUCAACAGAGUAUCACUGAUGCAAAAGAGUGGCAUGAGAAUUCUCGGGAUAUGGAUACAAAUUAUCAAAGUACAAAUUACUCAACAAGACGUAGCAGAGUGGUGCACUGGAAGAAACAAUCAGGAAAUUGGAUGAAGAUCAAUGUUGAUGGAGGCUUCCAAAAUAAUACAGAGAGAAGCAGAGCUGGAUGGGUUUAUCGUGAUCUUUUGGGAGUUUAUCAUGGAGGAGUACAAGCUGUAGGCAAAAUAGUUAAUACUCCUCUUGAAUCUGAACUGCAAGCCAUUUUAAUGGCUAUCCAACAUGCAUGGAGUAGAGGUUUUUCUAACCUCUGUAUUGAGUCUGAUAGUAAGAAGGUGGUGGAUAUAUUAAAUGGAAAAAUUCUACAUUUUGAUAGCUACAAUUGGAAACGUGAGAUUCUCUGGUGGAGAAAUCGAAUGAAAGGGGUAACAUUCCAGUGGAUAGGACGUGAAGGCAACAAGGUGGCUGACAAAUUGGUGAAGCAUCAAAUGGAAGACAAUGUUUAUUUCAGAUUUUAUUUCUAUGUUCCUAGAUUUUUAUCAAAUGAACUCCACUAUGACUAUGUACAUUCAACGUAA